AUGGCAGACGCAAAGAUCACAGAGCUGCUCAAUAAGCCUCGCAACGAGCUUACCGAAUAUGAGAUCGCGCAACUCGAGGAACAUGAAUUCACAUCGGGGCCUCUCUCUAUCCUCCAAACCGCCGUUAGAUCACACACCCAAGUCCUGAUUUCCUGCCGAAACAACCGCAAGCUGCUCGCUCGCGUCAAGGCCUUCGAUAGGCACUGUAACAUGGUGCUGGAGAACGUGAAGGAGAUGUGGACAGAGACGCCAAGGAAUAGUGCGGGAAAGAAGGGGAGAGCAGUGAACAAGGAUCGGUUUAUUAGCAAGAUGUGA
Messenger RNA from Venustampulla echinocandica, 315 nucleotides. Its product is annotated as Small nuclear ribonucleo protein Sm D2. Gene Ontology annotation, biological process: spliceosomal snRNP assembly; RNA splicing. NCBI's taxonomy places the organism in Eukaryota, Fungi, Ascomycota, Leotiomycetes, Helotiales, Pleuroascaceae. The transcript is spliced from 3 exons. Gene Ontology annotation, cellular component: U5 snRNP; U1 snRNP; U4/U6 x U5 tri-snRNP complex. The record is from RefSeq and is a predicted model, not a curated record. Bases 1 to 315 code for a protein of 104 amino acids. Gene Ontology annotation, molecular function: RNA binding.